Molecule: messenger RNA, 3347 nt
Organism: Blepharisma stoltei
Lineage: Eukaryota; Ciliophora; Heterotrichea; Heterotrichida; Blepharismidae
Source: the annotation of a GenBank genome assembly
AUGGAGGAAAAUAAAGGCUCAGUUUUAAAAGUCACCAAGGACGGUUCAAUUACUUGCCAAAUCCAAGAAUAUUUGCUAACAUAUUAUACCUGAAAAAACAAAAAAUUCAAAAUAUUCGCUUUUAUAUUAAAAAGUUCAAUAAAUUCUAAAGAAUACAUAUGAAAAAUUAACAAAAGCUAUAGUGAUUUCUCUCAAACUAUCAACGAGCUUCAAACUGAAAAAGGCACUCGCAACUUGAAUUUACCUCAUUGGCCCAAGCAAAGACACUUUCAACGUAAAAAUGACGAGGAAAAAUUGAAUAUUUGUUUUGAAAUGCUCAAAGCUUUUUUAGCUCCUGAAUUCAGUUCUUCUAAGAUCAUCAUGGAAUUUAUUGAAGUUUCGUCAAAAUCUUUUGAGCAUGAUAAAAAACUCAAAGAAGGCUUCGUCCUAAAGAUGGGAGGAGGAAGAGUGAGCAACCAAAAAAAACUUUUUAAUUGCUAUAACUGUGGUACAAGGAUUUCGAAAAGGUGGCUUAGAAUAAAUGAAGAUGGCCUAGAAUAUGUCCACGAUCCUUUUCUCAGCAAUUUAUCUGACGUGAUUCCUUUUGGAAAAGAUUUUGCAAUCAAAAGUGGAAGAAAAGAAACAGAUUAUAUAGAUGGUUUAAGAAUUAUGACACCUCAACAUAAUGUAGUAUUUAGAACAGGCAGCGUUUUUAAACGUGAUGAAUGGGUUGAAGCCAUUGCUGUAGCAUAUAGUCAAUCAGAGUAUAAAAUAUCGCAAAUCCCCAACGAUUCUUCAUUUUUAGUACGAAAUCAUAACCAUGUGAAAUGGUACAUUGAUGGUGAAAAUUACUAUUCUGAUGUAUAUGAAGCAUUAAUCAAUGCAAAGAAUUUUGUUUUUAUUACUGACUGGUGACUCAGUCCUGAUAUGUAUUUGAAAAGGCCAGCAUCAAAAUAUCCUGAGUCUCAAAUUGUAGAAGUCCUUGGAAGUCUUGCAGAUCGAGGAGUGCUAGUAUAUAUCCACAUUUAUAAAGAAAUCACCUUUACUUUGACUCUAAACUCUUUGUAUACUAAAACAAGGCUCACACAAAGGAACCAAAAUAUCAGAAUAAUGCGCCACCCAAACGUUUCUAUCAAAGGAGGGUCUUUUCUUUGGUCUCAUCACGAAAAAAUGGUAAUAGUUGACUACAAGCUUGCCUUUAUGGGAGGGCUUGACCUUUGCUAUGGGCGUUGGGACAAUAAUCUGCAUUAUCUUGCAGAUAAUGGAGAAGAAAAAAUAUGGAAUGGGAUUGACUAUUCUAACGUCAGAAUAGCUGACUUCACUAAGGUUGAAAAUUGGGAAAGGGACACUAUAGAUAGAUCGACAGCUCCUCGAAUGCCAUGGCAUGAUAUAGCGAUUUCAGUCAGAGGAAGGGUUGUAGGCGAUAUAGCAUCUCAUUUUAGAGAUCUAUGAAACCAUUCAGUCAGGGAUAUCACUGGGUCUAAAGAAAAUUCUGAACUGAUUUCACUUAUGGAUACGACAAAGCUGCAAAGGAUUCAGACAAAGAUGGACAUUGUGAUAAGCAAAACAACAGAAAGCCAAAUUGUAGAUAACGAAGAAGAGCAAGCCAAGCAGACUCCAUCGAAAGGAAAACUGACAAUAUUUAAAGGACUGGUAAGUCAGCUGUUUUCUGGAGAAUCUGAUAAUCCAGUAGACAAUGCUGCUUUCAAUGCGAAUAUCUUGCAUCAGCAGUUUUAUUAACUCACUCCUCCGCAGCGAGCAAAAAAUUUUAUUCACUCAUAAAGGGGACUAAUUUUUAUAGUAAUUUUAUUUAAAAAAUUAAAAAUAUCCUGUUUUGGAAAACAAAAUUUAUUUAAUUUGUCAAAUUUAUGUUUAAAAUGCAAGCUAUUUUUAAUUCAGUAGAAUUAGCUAGAGAUUUCAUGAUAGUAAUUAUCACUUAUAUAAAAAUAAUUUUUAUAAAAAUGUUUUUGGUCGGUUGUGGUAAGUUUUUUGGCCAAAAAAUCGGGAUUUUUCCAAUAAUUCUGUUUCCUCAUAGAGUGAGGAUUAAGCAGAGAGAGAGAAUUAAUAGCACACCUGAAAGAAUGCAGCUCGUAACUUCAAUGAACAGUCCAGUUUCAAGAAAACCAGGAUUAAUUGAGCAUCUUGGGCUUCAAAAUGUUUCAAUUUUUUCAAAACUAAUCCAAUCCAACUUAUUAACCCCACAUCCAAGAGCACAAAGAUUUUUCAGCGAGCAAGAUAAGGACGAGCGAGAAGAAAGAGAAAGAAAGGAAGAGUUGGAUUAUGAAGAAACCAUAGUCAGGCUUAGAACAGAGAUUACAAGAGGUUCCAAAGCUUUUAUUGAUGUUACCCCAAAAAUCUCCCCUCAAAGCACUGAAACCAUUGGUAGCUGCGAAUGCCAGCUUGUAAGAAGUGCAGGACUGUGAUCGAUAGGAAUGCUUCCUGCAGAAAGCUCGAUACAUUCUGCGUAUAUUCAUGCUAUUUAUGACGCUCAAUAUUUUAUAUAUAUAGAAAAUCAGUUUUUCAUCUCAAGUACUGCAGGAUCACCUGUCAUAAACUGCAUUGCUGAAAGCUUAACUUAUCGUAUAGUCAAAGCCAUAAACCUGAAUCAGCCUUUCAAAGUAAUAGUAGCUAUUCCUUUGCUUCCAGCCUUUGAAGGAUCAGUUGACGACCCUUCAGCUUCAGUGCUCCGUGUCCAGCUUCACUGGGAAUAUCAAACUAUCUGUAGAGGGGCCAAUAGUAUCUAUGAGCAUCUUAAAAAGUAUACAAAAAGACCUAAAGAUUACAUAAGGUUUUACUCCCUUAGAACCCAUUCAAUGCUUGACGACACCCCAGUCACUGAAAUGGUUUAUAUCCAUUCAAAACUUAUGAUUGUAGAUGACCAAGUAAUGAUCUGUGGAAGCGCCAAUAUAAAUGACCGCAGUAUGAAUGGCGACAGAGACAGCGAGAUAGCUUUAGUAAUAAGAGACAGCAAUAAAGUCAUGAGUGUUAUGGAUGGGAAAGAGUUUGAAGUAGGAGAACUCCCUCAUAGCUUACGCAUAAACAUUUUUAAGGAGCAUUCAGGAUGUGAUGACCCUAGAGUAUUAAGGGAUCCUUUUUCUGAUGAAUUUAGAGAGGUCUGAAAGUAUAGGGCUAAGCUAAACACCUCGUAUUACAGGAAUGUGUUUAGGUGCUAUCCUGAUGAUAGGAUUAAAAAAAUCAAAAAAAUAAAAAGCUAUGAAAAUAGAGCUAAUUUAGAAGAUUAUCACCAUUUAGUAGAAAAUGUAAAAGGGAAUUUAGUAGAGUUUCCGCUCAAGUUUUUAGAAAGAGAAGACUUGCAGAUUAAAGUGUCGAAUAAGGAGUAUUUCUUGCCGGAUAUCACAUUUGUUUAG